CUUAUCCAAGAUGCCACUCUACUUCACUCCUGCACUGCUGCUCCUUGUGCUCACCUGUGCUCAGGUCAGCCAGUCUGUGCCAGUGAUGAGUAAAGGACCGCUGACAGAAUCCUGUGUUUUACAUGCACAGGCGCUUCUACAGAACAUCACUGAAACACUCACACAGAAUCAACUGUUCACUGGAAUCGACUGCACCAAGGAGAGUGUGGAGCUGAACAUGGAGACUAAGACGCCAUCUGUGUGUGCACCAAAGGAAUCAACAUGCGCUGGAGUAGUCAAAGCAACAUUUGAUCAGGAGUCAUGUCUGACAAACAUUGGGGAGGAUUUGCAUCACUACUAUAAUUUCCUCGAUGCUCAGCCGAACCCAGACAACAGACUGGCUCUAACUGUUCUGUUCAGCCUCAGAGAGAUCAUGGAGAACUGCUUCCCACGGUCUCUGCCAACAGACCUGGUCUCAAAGGAGGCUGCUACAGUGCGUCCAAGCCCCUACGAUGAAAGACUGCACCUCUGUAAAGUGCUGAAGGGCUUCCAGGUCCGCAGCGUCACAAUAAACAGAGCCCUUGCAUAUAUGAACUCUGGUGAACACACUAAAUGA
Cyclopterus lumpus (lumpfish) is the source of this 595-nucleotide messenger RNA. RefSeq names its product interleukin-12 subunit alpha. Gene Ontology annotation, biological process: immune response. The coding region runs from base 11 to 595 and encodes 194 amino acids. Gene Ontology annotation, cellular component: extracellular region. The record is from RefSeq and is a predicted model, not a curated record. The transcript is spliced from 7 exons. NCBI's taxonomy places the organism in Eukaryota, Metazoa, Chordata, Actinopteri, Perciformes, Cyclopteridae. Gene Ontology annotation, molecular function: interleukin-12 receptor binding; growth factor activity.